ACGGCCAUGGGGCUACUGGAGCUCAGGCGGAUCAUGUCCCUGCAAUGCCGCCGCCGCCAACCCCAACCCCCCCGUGGUAAGAGCAUACCCAUCUCUUCUCCUCUCUUCUCUUCUCUUCUUACCACUACUGCAUCUGCAUGUACUGCUCAUACGUCACAAACUCGCGAUCCAUAUCGUCGUCUCGUCCAUGACCACACACGGAUGGUGUGUUCUCAAAAGGAUCAGUCGAUGCUUCUCCACAUCCACGAUCAAACAGAGAGCCGGACUCGCGCUGCCGGCAACACCGUGUUCCAGGUGGUGGUGGAUCACAGGCUGACGCAGGUGACCAGGCAAACACAGAGGCGGACUCGCGCUGUCGGCAACCAGACGAUGCUUCGCACAUUCAGGCCGGUCAAACAGAGGGGCCAAUUCUUCCAGAGGAAAUCUGGCGUCAUAUACACACUCCUUAAUACCACUGAGAGACGCCGCACUUGGAGAAGCAUUGCAAGUGAAAAACUUAUACAUGAACUCUACCGAAUUUGGCUGUUACACUCAAGCUGAGCUGGCGUCCAACAUGCAAAGC
Triticum dicoccoides is the source of this 562-nucleotide messenger RNA. RefSeq lists its product as uncharacterized. Lineage: Eukaryota; Viridiplantae; Streptophyta; Magnoliopsida; Poales; Poaceae. The record is from RefSeq and is a predicted model, not a curated record. Bases 7 to 540 code for a protein of 177 amino acids. The transcript has 2 exons.